AUGGGCUCCAAUUACACCUUCCAGGGCUGGAUGGGCCUAGACAAAACCUCCGCCCAGGGCAACAUGGUUUGGCAAAGCUACACUGCCAAACCCUUCGAGGAAAGCGACGUUGACAUUAAAAUCACCCACUGCGGCAUCUGCGGCAGCGAUCUCCACACGUUGCGUUCUGGCUGGGGCCAAUCGCUCUACCCUGUCUGCGUGGGGCAUGAGAUCGUCGGUACUGCCGUCCGCGUCGGCAGCAAAGUCGAGAACGGGAUCAAAGUCGGCGAUCGCGUCGGAGUCGGUGCCCAGAGCGGCUCAUGUCUGCGACCUGAUUGCGAGGAAUGCUCGCACGACCAAGAGAACUAUUGCCAGGUCAAGCAGACGGGGACGUACAACUCGAAGUGGCCGGACGGGAGCAAGUCAUAUGGCGGGUAUGCCGACUACUGGCGCGGACACAGCCACUUUGUCUUCAAGAUCCCGGACGCGAUCCCGAGCGACAUCGCUGCCCCGAUGCUUUGUGGAGGGAUCACGGCCUUCUCACCAUUGACACAGUACGGUGCCGGCCCAGGCACGCGUGUUGGGAUUGUCGGUUUAGGAGGACUUGGGCAUUUCGGGGUGAUGGGCGCCAAAGCCCUCAACGUGGACAAACUGGUCGCCAUCAGCCGGAGGAGCUCCAAGAAGGCCGAUGCCCUCACAAUGGGUGCCGACGACUUCAUAGCCACGGACGAGGAUAAGGAUUGGCACCGCAAGCACCGCCAGAGUCUCGAUCUGAUCGUGUGCACUGUCUCUUCUCCGAAAAUGCCACUGGCACGAUACCUACAGCUCCUCCGUGUGGGUGGGACAUUCGUCCAGAUCGGCGCGCCCGAGGACAACAUUCCUUCCUUCAACGCCUUCUCUCUGCUCUCCAAGAAGAUCAAGAUUACGGGUAGCGGCAUCGGCAGCCCCAAGGAAAUCCGCGAGAUGCUGGAUCUGUUCGCGGAGAAGAAGGUCUGGACGUGGAACAACAACUACCCAAUGAAGGAGGCGAACCGGGCCAUCGUGGACAUGGAAGAGGGCAAGGCACGGUAUCGCAUUGUGCUGGUGAACGAGAAGAAUCUGAAUGAAAGCCGCCUGUAG
Messenger RNA from Cladophialophora yegresii CBS 114405, 1098 nucleotides. RefSeq lists its product as uncharacterized. Lineage: Eukaryota; Fungi; Ascomycota; Eurotiomycetes; Chaetothyriales; Herpotrichiellaceae. Gene Ontology annotation, molecular function: alcohol dehydrogenase (NADP+) activity; zinc ion binding. The record is from RefSeq and is a predicted model, not a curated record. Bases 1 to 1098 code for a protein of 365 amino acids. The transcript has a single exon. Gene Ontology annotation, biological process: alcohol metabolic process.